This is a messenger RNA of Nothobranchius furzeri (turquoise killifish), 11548 nucleotides long. It is a transcript of the gene lmtkb, whose product is annotated as apoptosis-associated tyrosine kinase b. The record is from RefSeq and is a predicted model, not a curated record. Gene Ontology annotation, biological process: brain development; peptidyl-tyrosine autophosphorylation. Gene Ontology annotation, molecular function: protein tyrosine kinase activity; ATP binding. Lineage: Eukaryota; Metazoa; Chordata; Actinopteri; Cyprinodontiformes; Nothobranchiidae.
ACAUUUUUUAAAUGCAGGAUGAAAGUGAACACAUUAAUGAGAGGACAAAAGACCCAUCCUUCAGUUUUCAUUUGCAUGUUUUUGGCUGAUGAGGUGUUUAAAGUCUCUCCUGGAGUAAUGCUUAAUGGAUAAACUGAAAGAUGGACCUGGAAAAGAUUUUUUUCUGUCCUUUAUGAUUUAUAACUCUCACCUUUGCUGGUGCACAUUUUGCAGCAGCUUUCUUAAAGGGCCAGAACAUUUCAUUGGUGUGAGAGUAAGGGAGGAGUGAGGAGUGGUUUGUGUGUCUCUGGAGUGAGCACCACCCAGAUACUGGUCAGCUGGGCCUCUCCACCUAUCCCACAGUCCCUCACAGCAGAAUGAACUCUUUAACUUUCUCCCACAAACAUCUGCAAGUUGCAUAAUAACGUCCAAGCAGCUGGCCUACGCUGUUGUUUGCUGGUAUGUGAGGCAUGCGAGAGCACAAAACCCCAGUGAGAAGAUUCUGCCUUCCCUCCUCCUGCCUGUGUGGAACAGAGCAACACAUUGUGUGUUAAUGGGGCCAAACUGCCCGAUAAACUUAUGACACACAACUGAAGUCAUGCACAUAUGCAAAACACUGGUGCAGCUCAAAAGAAAAAUGGGAAAAACCUAAACUCAUUCUUCAGUUUAGUACAUGUAGCAUUACAGACUUCAUGUUUGGUUAUCGAAAUGUUCAAAAGUCAGACAAAAGAAAUCCUAUCAGCUUCAGACAAAAGCUCAAACUAAUUCUUCUGCGUUUGAUUUGUGGAUGAGAAGAAAAACAUUUUGUCAAGUGAACUGACUAACACAUGUUUUGUCCUUGCUGAAAGAUAGAAACCAUAUGGUGCAACAGUCAUGGAUUCAUUACUGUCCCUCCAGGACAACCUCGCCCUGUGACAUCAUCCGAGAAAAUUCAUUUUUGUUUCUUGAGCCUGACAUAAUGAAGAGAUUAUUCUGUUGCAGAACUUUUUAAAUUGGACUUUUCAUCCCAAACAGAGCGGGCCUCUGGUAUUUCCUAGACACUUCCUGGUUUAGGUUGAUGUGAACACAAAGUGCUGUUGAAAAUGCAUUUACUGUUUUUUUUUUUAAUUACACCAAAGCAACUUGACAUUUAGCAGCAGAAUGGAAAAGGAAACAAGGCCAUUGAGCAUUAGAAUGAAGAAAACCGACAGUUAUGACAAAAACAGCAACAUUCCUACUGAGACUAAAGAGUUCAGUUCAGUUCAGUUCAGUUUUAGUUUAUUUGUCAUAUGCAAGUUAGCACAGGGUCAACAUUGCAAUGAAACGUGUAUGACGAGCAGCGGUCUCUCAGCAACAUGAUACAGGAGAAAAUAUAAUAAAAUAUAAUAAAAUAUAAUAAAAUAAAGCAAAAAAAUAUAGUAAGGAGCAAAAUAUUAGAGAGACAUGGUAAAAGGGAAAAGAUGACUAAAUAUAUAUGUGUCAAUAAAGAAAAUCCUGAAAAGAAAUAUGACGGGAGGGCAGAUGGGAUAUUGCACAGGAAUGAGCUGCAGAAAAUUACAGUAUUGCACUUUAGAUAUAAAUUACAGUAUUGCAGGAUAUAAAUUAUGCAGGAUAUAGAUUACAGUGUUGCACUUUGGAUAUAAAUUACAAUAACAAUAAAGUGAAGUGACCAGUACGGAUUAAAUAUAGUACUUGUGAAGCUGCAGGGUAGCUUCUGGGUCCUGUGUUGUGUGUGUUUAGGUGUUGUGGUUGAGGUGUCGUAUGGCUUGAUGAUAGAAACUGUUUUUAAGUCUUGUAGACAAGGUUUAAGAGGUUUAAAGGUUACUACUGACACUCAUAAUCUCAGAUUUCUAAUCUCUCGUCAUCCCUGAGUCCUGAAGUAUUUUGUACCAUGUAGUAAACUGUAGCUGCUCUCAGCGUUCUUUGGUCCUUCAUCGCUCUGCGGCUGAAGUCAACUCGUCUAGUGGGUGGAGUUCUUCUCGAGGCACUAGAAGAGUUUGGCUCAGACCAGAGUCCAGUUCUGAGGAUCCACCCUGACGCAGCUGUUGUGCUCGUCACGCUGCUCUCCGAAGACUUACCGAGCUUUAGGAGGAAGAAUCAGACCAAACACAAAAACUGUUCUCAUGUGCACGCAGAAAGCAGAUACAUCCAGCUGCUAAAUCAAUGCUCUCUGAGCUCCUCAUGAUGGACGAGCAGAUAUUAAAACUGAUGUCAAACGAUUGACAUCUGGACCAGGAUGGAGCGGAUUGAUGGGAAUUCCAUUUGGUUCCGAGUAAUUCAGAUAGGAGCUAUUGACGUCUUGUCUUCUGUAGUCAUUAGGUCUGAUGGAUUCUUCACGCAGGAUUUCAGCAGCAAACAUCUUAGAGGCUCAAGUUGAGAUGUCGAUUAGGACUGGGGAGAACGGUCAGAGGCUGGAGGAUUUAUUAUUUAUGGGUCGUAGUUUGAUCGUGUCACAAAUAUUCUGUCUCUGUCACUAUAAAAUCGACUGAUUGUGCCUGAUGAAGGACCAGCUUUGGGUGAUCACAGCAGGCUGACCAGAAUUUACAAAACAGGAAAAAAAAAACUGUAGGGCUGGAGUUUUGGUUACAGCACAUGAAGUGAGACUCUGAUUGUUCCUUCACACCCGCAUUCUGUAGUACGCCAAUUAUAAAAAUACCUCAUUAGUAAAAUCUUAAAACAGUAAAUCUGACUCUAAUGCCUUUGAGACACUUCUUCUCCCAGAAUGCAUCCUGUUUUGUGUAGGAUUUCUUGAAUACUUGCUGUAAACAUGCUGGUGUAGGUGGAACCCGUGGCCUGCCACUGCUAUCCCCAAACCUUUGUUCAUUUCCAGUGUUGUGUUGCUGUGGGAUAAUAGUCCCAGUGUAUGGGCUCUAACUGGUCCUAACUGGUGCCAUGCUGACCUACGCAGCCAGACAAUAGUGACUAUUCUGCCUUUAGGCUGCAGAAAGUGUGAGUGGGUGUAAGGAAUGACCAAUCUGAAGAAGAGAACAUGGGCGUCCAAUAAGGCCUCCACACAGUGGCAGGGCUGUGUUGUAAUCGGGUGGGGGGGCUAGAGCACCACAAAGAUCUGCUUGUUGUUGCUACAGAGAAUCUAAGUGUCACUGUGGGCGACGCAGACUGAAAUCAAGAAGAUGGAUGGAGUCGGGGAUGGUGCAGUUAGUGUGUUUUGUUUGGCUGAGCUGGGAUGGGGCUGAAUGGGACAGAACAGGACGGUCAGAGAUGCUCUGCAGGCAGUUUGGUCGCGGGUCAUCGGGGAUGCUUACGGAGACAUAUUAGGGAGCUGGAGGACAGACAGACAGAUCGGAGCCGGAAACAGCUCGGCGUGGAGUAGCAAAGCGAAGACUGUGGUGCAUCGUCAGCUGGGAGCUUCCUCUGGCAAACUGGGAUAAUUCACUUUAGAGAUGGUCGAUAACAAUCGAUUGGAUAGUGGAGACCUACCCACCUGGAUGUGGUUCGUUAUGUGAUCGUGCUUUUCAAAUGUUUCCAUCCGCACAGUGCUGAGCAAAAAUCUUAAGAUACACCAACAAAUGAUCUUGAUCGCGAAAUCCUCAGACUUCUCAAAACUCAGUUCUUGUAACCGAGGACGUUUUUUUUUCCUACUUUUCUUUAAAAAUCUGAUGUAGUUUUUGUGAAGUCUUGUUUUUCUGUAUUUUAAAUGCACGGGACCAUGUUUAGAAAUAGUUUUCAGACCUUAGAUUAAGUCUAUAAAAAUGGAUCAGCUUGUUCAGAGUCCAGCAGCUGAAAUCCACAGAUUUGAGCCGCCACAGUCUGCUCUACCUGAAAGAGAUCGGGAAUGGUUGGUUUGGGAAGGUUCUGUUGGGGAAGGUGAACACCGGCCUAAACACCACCCAGGUGGUGGUGAAGGAGCUCAAAUCCAGCUCCAGCGUUCAGAAUCAGAUGCACUUCCUGGAUGAAGUUAAACCUUACCGGACACUGGAGCAUCCUGCUCUGCUGCAGUGUCUGGCUCAGUGCACAGAGGUCACUCCCUACCUGCUGGUGAUGGAGUUUUGUCCACUGGGGGAUGUGAAGGGUUACCUCCGAAGCUGCAGGUCUAAUGAGACCAUCAUCCCAGAACCCCUGGUUCUGCAGAGGAUGGCCUGUGACAUUGCAUCAGGACUCUUGCACCUGCACAAACACAACUUCACACACAGUGACCUGGCGUUAAGAAACUGUUUGCUGACUGCUGACAUCUCAGUAAAGAUCGGAGAUUAUGGUUUGGCGCACACCAAGUACAAGGAUGAUUACUACGUGACAUCGGAUCAGACGUACAUGCCACUGCGCUGGAUAGCUCCUGAGCUGGUGGAUGAGGUUCACGGAAACCUGCUGGUGGCAGAUCAGACCCGGCAGAGCAACAUUUGGUCUCUAGGUGUAACUAUCUGGGAGCUGUUUGAGUUGGGAAACCAGCCCUACAGACACUACUCUGACAGACAGGUGCUAACUUAUGUAGUGAGGGAGCGGCAACUGCGACUUCCCAAACCGCUGCUCAAAGUGCCCUUGGCUGAGCGCUGGCAUGAAGUGAUGCAGUUCUGCUGGCUCCAGCCGGAUCAGAGGCCAAAUGCAGAGGAGGUCCACCUGUUGCUCAGCUAUCUGUGCGCCAAGGGGGCCAGUGAAGCUGAGGAGGAUUUUGAAAGGCGCUGGAACUCCCUGCGUCCUCAUGCUGGAUUCAACAGCCAGCAUGGGGCCUCCACCAUGUCCCAAGACCACCCCUCUCCCUCCUCCUCUUCGUUCCCUCUACUAGAACAGUUUUCAGCAGGUGAUGGCUACCACUCAGAGUCUGGAGAUGACAUUCUAACAGUCACAGAGACCAGUCACGGUCUGAAUUUUGAGUAUAAGUGGGAGCAAGCCAGAGCAGACCAGCCAUAUGGAGCCCCAGAAUCCUCGAGCUCCUUGGAACCAGCCACUCAUUGUCAGGAAGAGUUUUACCCACCUGGAGGCCUUGUCGGAGGAUGUCCAAUGGGAAACUUGAGCCAUGAAGUUUCUUCUCCUUACUAUCAACCAAAACACUUGCAUCCUCCAAAUGUGCUACCUGUCCUUAGUGCCCACAGCCCCUCCGUAAGCAGUGAAUACUACAUCCGCAUUGAAGAGCCAGUGGACUGUAACAUUGAUCUAGAUUACACCAUGUGCUCCUACAGCCCAGAGUAUCAGGGCAGCAGUGGGAGCUUCCUGACUGGCAGUGUAGACUCAGGUGAAUGUAUGGCCUGCCCUUCACAGAAUAAAAAUAUUGGUCCCUAUUGGUCUGCAGAAAUCCAUAAAUCAGACACAUACGACUCCAAUGACUCAAGUCCAGCUAUUUCCUUGACAAUGGAACCCCUUAUAGGGCAGGUGUCAGACAGCAGCCCCAUUCGGCCCUGGGAGUCAAGUCACUAUGUGUCUUACAAAGACAGAGAUGGGGGUUACUACUAUGAGCAUUCCUCACCUUUAGAAAUAGAUCCCUAUUUGAUUGGCAGCAAGCAUUCCAGUGGGCAUCAUCAAGAAAGCUGGGGGUCAAGAAGCCUUCGUCAGGCUUUGGGUGAGCUAGAGAACCCCAUGGGUGUCUCCCCAUCUCUGAACAGUCCAGCUGAACAGGCAUACAGAGACUCAUACCUGGACACAAGUCAGACCUCUAUCUUAGGGAAGAACAUAACUGGGGGCUACUACGACAUGAUGGGCUCCUUAAGGAAGACAAUGCCCAGUCACACAAGGCACAACAGCCACUCUGUUAGCAUCAACAUGGAGACCAGGGGGGCCCUCUUCAUUGGGCACAGUGAUUCAGAAGAGGAUGAUGAUGACAUAUUUGUUGAGAGACACACCUGUAACACUUGGCCUUCAAAACACCGUCACAGCAGCCACCACCGACGGGGGAGCCACAGCUGCAGACAGGACACCUACGCUGAUUUCCACUACACAAUGCCAAGUACGGACAUUGAAGACACAUGGCCAGAGGAUCACAGCCUGACUUUUCACUCCCUGCCUAAACCCAUUGACUAUCUCGAGACACACCAGGCCAAAGACAACAGUGCCUGUCUCAGUCUGAAUAAACAUCAUUCUAUGGUGCCCUCAGAAAAUUGCAACGCCUACAUUUACCUGUGCCAUGAGGGUGAGACCCAGCUACCAGUGUCUGGAGAGUGUUGCCACUCUCACUUUGUUGAUCCCCUCACAGGCCUGCUGAUCAGAAACAACAGCUACUGUCAGAGCUACAACCACAGCAGCUACAUUAGAGAUAAGGCCACUGAUAUACCAAACAAUGAAGAGAUGAUCAAUCUCUCACCAGCUCCAGGGGGUCCCAUUGUGUCCAAACCUGCUUUGAUGAAGCCUUGUGACUGUGAAGAGCAGAAUGUUAAUCUUACAUCUGAUGAACUGCCACCUAAAGAGAAGAGAGAGGAAGCAAUCACAGAAAAUCAAAUCACGCAGAAAUCACCAGAACCUAGACUAGAGGAGGAGAAUCUGAUGAUGACGAAAGACUCUCCACCUCCUGCUGACAACAUGCAUGUGAUGGUGUCCAUCACAGACCCACAGUCAGAGCUGAGCCACACGGCUGACAGUGGGAUGGAGCAUUGUGGCUCCACCGUAAGCCUCGCCGACAUCCUCGACUGCAGUGACGGAGAUGACGACAUCACAGACGAUAUCACUGAUGCCACUUCGGGGAUCUUCGCUGAUGAGGGAAGUGAGCUGAAUGCAUCUCCUGCUUUCAAGUCUCUCCAGAAGCAGGUUGGGACUCCAGAUUCCAUGGACUCCAUGGAUUUUCUGUCAGCAGCUGGAUCUUGUGAAGGCCUAAGCCCUGCAUCCUCCCACCCUUCCAGCUCGCCUAAAGCCAUGGACAGUGGUUAUGAUACAGAAAACAACGAGAGUCCUGAGUUUGUCCAAAAAGAAUCCCACGACUCUCGGUUACAGCCUCAGGGAAAGCCUACCCUUGAUGCAAGUUUGGAGGAAGAUGAGGAAGAGCAUGAGGAUGAUGUGGUGCCUUCAGAUGGUGAGGCAUUAGUGGGUGAAGAUUUGGGUUUGGGAAACUCGGAGACAGGCGACCAAAUUCUUUUACCGCUGAGCGAUAAGACUCCAUACAGAGACUCUGCCUAUUUUUCUGACUAUGAGAAUGAAAGACAGAAUCGGGAUAAUGAAGGGGAACUCCAGCUGAGAGACAACGAUGGACAAAAUGAUGGAGAACAGCACGUUGGAGAGACAACGUGUGAAAAAGGGGAAAAUGAUGAACUACUGGUUAACAAAGAACUAAAACUCAAUGUAGAAGAUGAACCAAAUUACCCAACAGAAUCCUCUGCUGCUGCUCCAGAGACAGAAAUGUGCUCGACAGAGCACAGCUGCCUGGAUGAGGAACCAGAACCAUCCCAGGAGCCCUCUGAUAUAGAGGGAAUUCUGGAUGAGUGGUCUUCCCAGGAAGAGAGUUCAUCACUAGGAGACUGGGCAGCUGAGGUAGUGGGGGCCAUGGAGGAAGCUCUUGGUGCCCUCAACGGAGACUGCGCCUCCAGUUGUAAAGUUGACGAGAAGGAAACUGGAGGUGUUCGGGCUUCAGAAACAGAUGAGACCUUUGUGAAAAUGAUUCAAAAAAGACCAUCAGGGGUAUCGAGUGAAAUCCCACACACCUUACCCAAAGAUGAGGUGGCCUUGCAACACACAGCCAACAGCAGACGGUUCUCAUCCUCAUCCUCCUCACCCGUUUCCCCUUCAACACCUCCUCCACUGCUUUCAACAACAGAAGGUCGAGCCUCUCCAGCUGAUGGUGAAGAGGCUGAUGAAGAGGACGGCAACACUGAUGACAGCGAUGAGUCAGAUGAAGAGCUUCGUACCUACAGUGUUCAGAGCGGAGGCGAGGAAAGUGAGGAAGAGUGUCACCUCGUGCCCACUGUGGUGAGUGACAACAGCGAGGCCCACAAACUGAGAAGCCUCCUCAAGAUGCCAACUCCUCUGCGUGCUGAGAACCUGGAAGAGGAGCUGGAAUGCAAGAAGAAGACUGUGUCCUUCUUUGAUGAUGUCACAGUCUAUUUGUUUGAUCAGGAAAGUCCGACUCAAGAGCUGGUGGAACACGGCUUCUCUUUAGCAUCAGAGAGUCGAAGCUCUUUGAGGAAAUCCCAAGAGAGGUUGAAUAUCUCAGACGACUCCUCAGAUGGGAACAUCUCAGAGGAAAGUGCAGGUUUUGAGUGGGAGGAUGACUUUCCCCUCCCGCCUCUACCAACAUCCUCAACAGCCAAUGACUCACCUCCACCUCACACCGUCACCAAAACCCCGGACCCAAAACCAGCCGUCCAGUUCUCUCGUUUCACCGUCUCCCCAUCCAGCAUGUCCCGGUUCUCCAUCACGCCCAUUUCUGACUCCGAUAUGGACUCAGUAGGAGGAAGCAGUGAGGAUGGAGACAAGGAAUAAAAAAAUGGGAUACUCUGCCUCUGACACCCGCAGCUCCCUUAGCAUGACUGGAUUUCUAUCUUAUUGUCAGGUUUUCAAAACACGAGACAGUGCCUCUUACCACCCACAAACUUUUAACGUUUUGCCACGACGUAGGACUUGCUGAACUAGAAGAGAAUAGUGAAAAGAGAAUGAUGAAGAUAUUCCAUUUCUAGAAUAAUAUCCACUAUAUGGAUGAUGAUGAAACACUGAGUGUGCAUAUUUUUAUGGACUGAAGGAAAGACCCUUACAAACAUCAAUUUUGUCACCUCUUUAGUUUUUUAACUCAUAACUGGAAGCAUUCAUAAAGAUGUGGAGCCAUCUCAACAUAAAUGUGAUAAAGUUGUCACCAGACUGCUGCAGAAUAAACACCAACAAUCUGGGUUUUCAACAAAGGAUCAGCACUUUGAACAAGACCGUACAGCUCCAGACUUUGUACUUUUUAGGAAACAUUUUAUUAAUAAAUAUAUAAAUGCUUGAGGCACAAUAAGUAAUAAAUAUUUGAUUAAUCUAGAGACGAGGGACGUCUUAAUGUGAAAUGAAGCAAUGGGACUGUGAACAUCUGCCUGGAUUAGGACAGCUUAUGUUAAAGCUGGUCAGCAACUCAAUUAUUUGUGACUUUUUAUUUGCUGCAUCACAACCAGCCCAUCUCUGCUGCAAGCGUCAGACAGAAUAUUGUCUCUAAAACAUGAAGUUUAAAACAAAACAAAACUGUGCAUCUAGAUUUCAUUUUUGUCUGUUUUGCUGUGCAUGGUUCCACGUAACUAGAAACAUUAUUUCUCACAGGUCAAAGGAGCAGAUCUAUGGUGUUGACAGCAUUUUGUGGCAUCUUCAUUAUGAAACCACAACUUAAAUGUUUUGUGCCUCGGCUCAGAAACAGUUCAGGCUAAGUGGGCUUGUUUUUAGGAAAUCUCAACUUCAUCACAUUGAUGCAAAGAUUCUGCAAAUCCAGAUUUGACAGAAAGCGAAAGUGUUGACUUGGUUCAGAUGAAGAUGCACUGCUUCGAGACUUUCAGCAGGUUUUUUUGCGCCUCAGCCUGCAGGUGGGUGAAGGUUACUGCAACAAAAGCCAGUUGUGUUGUAAGCACGAAGGUUUAGACUGAAUGGCUUUGGAGUUUGGAAGCGUGGUCACCAAAAACGACAACUACAACAGCGUUGUUCUGGUUCACAUCAUUUAGUCUCUUUAGAGUAAAUAAAAGUUUCAUGACUGUUAAUGUGAGCUGACUGAAACACCGGAUCUGUUAAAUGACCCGGUGACAAAGACAAUCACUUAAAACACUUGAAAUAAUCAUACAUUAAAAACAAUAUUACAGAUAUAACGAAAGACCCUUUCAGACCACAUUGACCGUUUCCUGUUUCUUAUUGUUUUUGAUGGCGUAGUGCAGCAACUGCUGCUAGUAGCUCAUGACAGGGCUGUUAAUAGAGCAGUUUUAUUUUGCUUUAAUGCCAAAUUCUGACUCGAUCAUCACUGAAUCUGUGCUGUGAUGACUGGCCAAAACACAAAGAGCUAAUGUGGUUGCUUUGGUAAAAACGGCAUCAAGACAUCAGCCUAAACUACUUAGAGAUGAACAAAAAGGAGGUCAUCAGAGUCUGAUUUAUACAAAAUGACCCAAAAGUUUGAUUUUUUUAAAAACUUGUCUGAACAUAUCGUUGCCAAGCAGGAGUAAAAACAUCCGACUCCUUUUUUCAGUCCAUGAAAUAACUGCUGAGACAUUUACACUAUCAACAACACAUCAUCAAUGUCAAGAACACAUUUUCCUAAAAUGAAAGAAAAGUCAGUUGUUUUCUGUUAUUCUUUGAGCUUAAUCCGAAUCAGCAGGUCAGAGGUGCACACCGACCAGAAACUGCUAUUGACCCUCAAACCUAGAAUGAUAUGUCUCUAUAAAUAAAAAUAAAUCAGAGGAAUGGUCCGAUACGCAAGCGUAGGUUUAGUUAUGCCACAAUUGCACACACAGGAUUAACAGAUUUCUGUUAUUUUCCCAAAUCACACACCCACUCAGAACUAACCAGAACCUUUACGGAUCCCUGCCAACAGUCCAAGAGCACCCAGGAUAGGAAACUUUCCAAACUUCUAUUGUUUGUGAAACAUUUCAUGAGCCAGAUGAUCUUAAUGCUCUGAACAAUCUGGUCUCUAACUGGUCAUGACCCAUUUGGACUCAGACCACUCAUCACAGUGGUUGUUCAUGGUGUAAACAUCCUUUACAGCAAAUCUUGGUAGGUUUGAUAAUCCCAUCAUCUUAUUACUGACACAACAUCUGCAGGGAAAAAAACAAAACACCUUUCCCUCCGGACCCUCGUGAUGCUGGGACACUGACCUAACAGGAUCUGACUGGUUUAGGGGCUGAAGCACAAGCUGAAAGGGACCUGAGGAUCCUGUGAUGUGGAAAUUUGUGAUCUUUAAAUUGACCAAGUUCUGAUGAAAAGGUCCAGUUUUCUGUAGCCUGAAAUAAAGUAAUCAGUUUCUAUGAGAGAGGAAGUAUUUUACUCUAUUCUCACCUGGUGUCUUGGUUACUGUGAUGUUCUUUGGAUGUUUUAGGUUCAGAAGAAAUGAGUUCAGAGUGGAUUUCAUUCAAACUAUUAAUAAAAGAUGGCGACUGUGAGACAAGGGAAUCAGCUCCAACUUGAGCCAUAACGUUUUGCAGUGUGAAUCAUGAGUCAAGUGUUCCUUUUGUCUGAUCAGCUGAGCGACAACUGAAGCCUGAUGUCAUGAUAAAGUGUUAUAAAGCUGUUUUUCUGUGUGUGAUGUGAGAAAGCAAGACCGAGGAGGUCUGGGAGACAUGGAGAUGCAGAAUCCUGCUUUUAAAUGGACAUGAAGUGUCUUCUAAGUGUUUGUUUGCCUUCACAGGCUUUAAUAUUCUGUAAAAGUCUAGCAUAGAAACAUCUCGACUGUCUGUAAAAGUUUUGUAUCUCAACAGAAAUACUUUAAGUAGUAUUUAUGUUCUGUACCUUUGAAAAAGGAGGGUUAGAAAUAAAGAAGAUAUCCAUUAACUGUUGCCAAAGAGAUGUUGUAUUGUGCUUCAGGAUGAAGUACAGCUGGUGUUUUAGCUCAAAAUGAAGACGAAGAAAUGAAACAGGGCAGUGGCGUUAGCCUCGAGCUGAUUGUACUAGUGUGUGCAGGAGAGGGUUUGGGAAUCUGUCGAUACGCGCCCCCACACGGACCUGCUCACAUCAUCACUUUCUGUACUUUCUAUCAAAAAUAAAUCAACUCUGGUUUACACGA